AUGUCUCAGAAUAGCAAUGCCUAUCAGUCUGAGCAAAGCAAGCUUGCUGAGCGUUUGCGCCCUCUAGCAGAUGAAGUCCUCAGAACUCUCAAAGAAGAGUACGUUACGUGGCUUCAGGAGGUCGAAAAGAUCGAGGUCGGGGAGAUCGAGGUCGAGAAAGGGGAAAAGGUUCCUCUAUAUAAGCUUUGGAGGCUGAUGGAUCCCGCAACACCGACCGUUGGGCAGUCCCUGGAGAGUGUGAUGCCUGCCAAUGCUUCCUCAGAAGUGAUCAACGCCUACCUGUUCAUGGAUAUGUGCGACUUCGUUACCUAUGCUCUUCGUGAAGCUGUAGGGCACAUCCUUCAAAAUUACAAGGCGAAUGUGAAAUGGGUUCUCUACAAGCCUCGGCCUAGAUUCAUGUUGACUGAGAUGGGACAAGAAGAUCCUCCCAGGCAUUCUGUACUCACGGUCACCGACAAGAAUGGAAAGACAUACAUCAUGGACUUGACACAUCCGCAGUUCGGCUUCAGAUUACUGCUGCUUCUCGACAAAGACAUUUAUGUGAAGGAAUAUACGAACAUAAACGAGAUUCCAGAAGUAGCAGACUCGAAAUUACAGACGGAAAUGAAGGAGCUUUCAGAACAGCAUUAUGAUGGUCUUUACCAAAAGCUUCAAGAGCGCCUCACCAAAAUGGCAAAGGCAAGUGUCAGAAUCGAGAGCGCGAAAUAG
Messenger RNA from Aaosphaeria arxii CBS 175.79, 708 nucleotides. RefSeq lists its product as uncharacterized. The record is from RefSeq and is a predicted model, not a curated record. Lineage: Eukaryota; Fungi; Ascomycota; Dothideomycetes; Pleosporales. The coding region runs from base 1 to 708 and encodes 235 amino acids. The transcript is spliced from 3 exons.